Molecule: messenger RNA, 2634 nt
Organism: Egretta garzetta (little egret)
Lineage: Eukaryota; Metazoa; Chordata; Aves; Pelecaniformes; Ardeidae
Gene: CENPT
Product: centromere protein T
Exons: 14
Coding region: 283-2388 (701 amino acids)
Biological process (GO): kinetochore assembly; chromosome segregation; mitotic cell cycle
Cellular component (GO): kinetochore
Molecular function (GO): DNA binding; protein heterodimerization activity
Source: RefSeq, a predicted model, not a curated record
GAGGGAGAAGCGAGGCGCGGGCAGCGGAGGACGCUCCCCUGCCCUUCUUCCCCUUUAAACGUGGGAAACGGGCCGAACCCCCCGAGUUCGUGCUCGCGGGCGGGGCCAUUGCAGCCUGGCGCCGCCGUCCUGUUUUCCUUUUCCUGCCCCUUUUUGGGUCACUUUGGGUCAGGGCUGUGAGAGGUGAAGGGCCCCAGUCCCUCAGGCUGGUGUCUGCCCUCAGCCCUGUGCUCUGGAGCCCACCUCGGGGAUAGGCCGUCGUGAGGUGUCAUCCCCCUGCAAAUGAGGUGCCAGCAGUGUCAGAAAGCGAACGCUGUAUCUGACUCAGGGAAGGAGAAUAAUUCUGGCAGAACCACCUUGCUGAAGCAGAGACCGACUGUGCUGCCUGAUCUUGAUAAUGACACGCCGCGGAUUAUGCUCAAGAGAAUCAUCCGGACCCAACCGCAAGUUUCGCCUCUAGCACCUCAGGCGUCUGAACAUGAAGAAGCACAAGCAGCUCCAUCGGAACUCCCGUCUAAGAGGUUUUCCAGCACGGUGGAAAUGCAGCUGCCAGACCUGGUUCCUGAGGACACAUCUAUUGCCACAUUCCGUAUGACUAAGAAGAGAAAGAAACUCAGCAUUUCUGAGUUUGAGAGAGCAGCAGACAAACGACUUCCUCAGAACCAAGCUCAGUCAACGUUGGACAGCACUGCUUUGGCUCGAUCUCUACGCAUGUCUCUUAGUUCCUUGAUCCCACCAGACACUGUUGAAAAGAGAGGCUUGCUCCGGAGGCCAAAAAAUCGCAAAGCUAUUGACAUGCAAGCUUUUGAAGGCGGAGUGGAACAGAACAUGCUGAAGAGAAAAGCACAGAACUAUCUUGUGGACUCCCGAACUGCAUCUGGGAUUCGAACAAGCACGCUCACAAGUGAUGCAGAAAUUGUGCUGAGUAACACGGAGCUCUUUGUUCAGCCUCAGUUUGAUGAACAGAGCCACAAUAAGCUUUCGGCUCUCGAACCACAGCUAUCGGAUUCAAAAACUUCAGCACAGAGAAGCAAGAUUUCUGAUGCAGCUCAAGAGGAAGCAAAGCUGAUGGGUCUGGAAACCAGUGUGGGUGCAAGUGAGGGAAGGAUCCAAAGACAUUCUGAGGACUUAAUCCUUGAUCAUGAGCGUGUUGACAGAAUGACUCUUGUAUCUCCAGAAACACCUGCAAACCAGCAAGAAGAUAAGCGAGAUCAUUCCCAGAAGAGUAACCCAAUGGAGCAGCUUUCUCUUGCAGAAGAGGUGGUGGUUGGCACUGUUAAUAGAUGGAGCUCCUCUUUGCCAUCCAGAAGUUCAAGUAGAAGUUUGGGAUCCCCAGUCACUCUAAAGCCUAAGAGGUCUUUCAGCAUGUCUUUGAGAGAAGUUGUCUCCCAUAUAAUUGAAGACCUAGAUGUAAGCGAUGUGGAAGAAGAGAUGGCUAAUACAGUGCACAAAGUGGAAGAGGAAGAGAUUUUCAGAGAGGCUGCAGAGCAUCAUGCAAGCAGUGGAUAUUCUGAAUAUUUGGAGGAGAAAGUGACCAAAAAAGUGGAAUCGCCGAUAACUAUGGCACAGGAGGCCAGAGUCGAAACAGAAGUGGCCUCUUCAGAAGAAGAGGGAAUGGAAGAAGGCAGUGUUGAACACCAAGGCCCUCCUGAAGCUGAAAGUGAGAUUGCCAAAGGUGUUGGAGCUGGAAGUCUGGGCAGGCGUUCUCAUGCUUCUUCCUCCUCUGAAAAAUCUGGGAUGAAAUCAUUAAAGGAAGUUGUUGAACAAGCAGAUGAACUAGAGGACCAGGCUAUCAGGGUAGAAUUGGAUGGUAUGGAAGAAGAGCCUGCUGAGGAUGAAGCUGAAGAGCCUGCUGAGGAUGAAGCUGAAGAGCCUGCUGAGGAUGAAGCUGAAGAGCCUGAGAGUGAAGAGGUUUCCAUGAAGACACCCACAUUUGUCCGUGCUGCAGCCUACAAGCCACUGCUGUCAACUCCACGUCCUGCGAAACCUACUGCUCCCAAGUCUCCCCUGCAGCCGCUGCGGGCUAAGCCAGUUCCAAAGGGCUUGAGAGCACCACAGAGGAAAACACGUGAGCCUGAAGUAGCAAGUAGUUUGAUAAAGAGCAUAUUUAGCCAUUACGUGAAAAUGUCAGUGUCCAGAGAUGCAUUUAAAAUUGUCGAAAAAUGCUCUGAGAGGUACUUCAAGCAGCUAAGCAACGAUCUGGAAGCUUACAGCCACCACGCAGGGAGGAAGACAGUGGAGAUGGCUGACCUGGAAGUCCUCAUGAGAAGGCAAGGGCUGGUGACAGACAAGAUGCCACUGCACGUGCUGAUAGAGCGGUACCUCCCGCUGGAGUACAGGAAGCUCCUGAUUCCGGUUGCUGUGAGUGGAAAUAAAGUGAUCCCCUGAAAAUGAGCUGGCUCCUGCGGGUGGGAAGGGGGCUGGCUUGCUGAGGCUGGCUGCAGGUCGCUCGUGGAACUGCUCUGCCACCAGUGGUUUCCCACCAGUAAUGAGCAGGGCAAUAAAGAGUUGAUGUUCUCUUGAGCUGAUGGUGCAGGUUGUGCUGGGGCUGUUGUGCCAGCCCACUGGAUCCCCCCAGCUAUUAUUACAAGUAAUUUGACUAUUCCUGAAUGUUUUAUGUUACCUUUGAAUACU